This is a messenger RNA of Papaver somniferum (opium poppy), 3635 nucleotides long. Its product is annotated as probable leucine-rich repeat receptor-like protein kinase At1g35710. The coding region runs from base 12 to 1802 and encodes 596 amino acids. The record is from RefSeq and is a predicted model, not a curated record. Lineage: Eukaryota; Viridiplantae; Streptophyta; Magnoliopsida; Ranunculales; Papaveraceae. Gene Ontology annotation, molecular function: protein binding. The transcript has 2 exons.
UCUCUCCAAAAAUGUUAAAAUUUGCUAGUGCUACUUUAUCAAUAGUGGCAUUACUGUUGGUUUAUUCAUUUUACGUAGUUGAUGUUGUUUCGUUUAAUUCAUCUUCCAACCAUUCUUCUUCUUCUUUAACUCGCAAAAAAAAGUUACAGGUAGUAGUGGAAAAAGAAGUAGAAUCUCUCUUGAAUUGGAAAUCCACUCUUAACCGAUCUCACUCUUUCCUCCAUUCUUGGAAAAGAAGUUCUACUGCGAGGACAACAAGUCCAUGUAAAUGGUACGGAAUCACUUGUAACAGCCAGGGAAGCGUCGCGGAACUGAAACUAAAUGGUUUGGGCUUACACGGUACACUGCAUAGUUUGAACUUUACAUCUUUUGCCAACGUUGUUAGUCUUAACCUGGGCAACAACACACUCGUCGGAUCCAUCCCCUUUCAGAUAAGUUACCUUUCGAAACUGGCCUACCUUGAUCUUUCUUACAAUAACUUUUCUGGAUAUAUUCCACCAGAAAUAGGCUUCCUUACAAAUUUGAAUGGGUUAUAUAUUGGUCAUAAUCAAAUUGUUGGGUCAAUCCCUACUUCUUUGUGUAACUUGAGCAGCCUAACUACUUUACUCUUGUAUGAAAAUCAGCUUUCUGGUGUAAUUCCUCGCGAAAUCGGAAGAUUAAAUUCUCUUAUUCGUCUUGAAUGGGAUUCAAACAAUCUCAUUGGUGCAAUCCCAAAUUCUUUAUGUAAUCUGACCAACUUAGAGUUUUUAUAUCUUUCCAAAAAUCAACUUUCCGGUACCAUUCCACAAGAAAUCGGAAGGCUAAGGUCUCUUAUUCAUCUUGAAUGGUUUUCAAACAAUCUCAUUGGUCCUAUCCCAACUUCUUUAUGCAAUCUGGCUAACUUAGAGAAUUUAUACCUUUCCGAUAAUCAGCUUUCCAGUACCAUUCCACAAGAAAUCGGGAGGCUAACGUCUCUUAUUGACUUCCAGUUGACAAGCAACAAUUUUACUGGUUCAAUCCCUACUUCAUUAUGUAAUCUGAGCAACUUAAACUUUUUAUACCUUUCAGAUAAUCAAUUUUCCGGUACCAUUCCUCGAGAAAUUGGAAGGCUCACGUCUCUUACUGAAUUAGGAUUGGCAACAAACAAUUUCACCGGUCGCAUACCUACUUCAUUAUGUAAUCUGAGCUACCUAAACAGUCUCUACCUUUUUGAAAAUAAAUUUUCUGGCACCAUUCCUCAAGAACUCGGAAGGCUGACGUCUCUUGAGAUCAUUAUAUUGUACACAAACAAUCUCGUUGGUCCAAUCCCUACUUCCUUAUGUAAUUUGAGCAACCUAAACAUUUUAUACCUUAAUCGAAAUCAACUCUCUGGUACCAUUCCCCAAGAUAUUGGGAGGCUAGGGUCUCUUACAGAACUUAUAUUGACCACCAACAAUCUCAUUGGCCAUAUCCCAAAUUCUUUAUGUAAUCUGAGCAACUUAAGGACACUUUUCCUCAUUGAAAAUAAACUUUCAGGUCCAAUUCCUCGAGAUAUCGGAAGGCUAAGUUCUCUUAUUGAUUUACAACUCUCAACAAACAAUCUUACCGGUCCAAUACCUAUUUCUCUUUACAAAUUGAUCAACUUAAAAAUUCUGCGUAUUUAUGAAAAUCAACUUUCUGGUACCAUUCAUGAAGAAAUCGGAAACAUGAUGUCUCUAUCUGACCUUGAGUUGGCCGUAAACUAUCUAGUUGGUCCAAUCCCUGCUUCUAUAUGUAAUCUGAGCAACUUAACCAUUUAUAUCUUUUUCAAAAUCAACUUUCUGGUAUCAUCCCAAAAGAAAUAGGAAGGCUACGUUCCCUUGCGGACUUGGCUCUUCAAAGAAACAAUUUCGUUGCUCCAAUCCCUACUUCUUUAUGUAAUUCAACAUUUGGAACGUUACCCUCCUUGCAAUAUCUUGACAUGUCAAAUAAUAAGCUUACCGGGUCAAUACCCAGACAUUUCGGAGAGUGUUCAAAGUUACUUUCAUUGAACUUGAGAAGAAACGGUUUCAGUGGACAGAUUCCACCUCAGAUCGGAAACUUGAAUUCAAUACAAUAUAAAUUGGAUCUCAGUCAAAAUGAGCUUGCAGGUGAAAUACCAUCGGAUCUCGGAAAAUUAAAUAAAUUGGUAGAGCUAAAUCUAUCCCGCAACAAGCUUUCGGGUUCAGUUCCGAACUCUUUCAAUGAAAUGCUUAGCUUGACCAUUGUUGAUAUUUCAUAUAACGAAUUGAUUGGUCCUAUUCCAAAUAUCAAGGCUUUCAAGGAUGCUCCAUUUGAUGCAUUGAGGAAUAAUAGAGGUUUAUGUGGUAAUCACUCCGGAGGUAUGAGAUCUUGUAAUUCCUCGAGUACAAAUAGAAGAAAAGAGAUCAAAUCUGAUAAACUCGCGGUCAUGAAAAUUCUAGUUCCCUUGUUUGGUUCAUUGUUUAUUUUGUUCCUAGUACUUGCCGUUGUUUUUUGCUUCCGGAAAAGAUUCAGUAGAAAUGUCGAACACCCAGACCAAACUAAAUCAACCAUUAAUACUGGGAAAAAUUUAUUCUCGAUAUGGAAUUAUGAUGGGAAACUAGUGUUUGAAGAUAUACUUGAAGCAACAGAGAAUUUUGAUACCAAAUAUUGCAUUGGAACAGGAGGGUAUGGGAGUGUUUACAAAGCAGUGUUAUCGACACGCCAAGUUGUUGCUGUGAAGAAACUUCACUUUCCAGAUGAAGAUUCUGAAAUGGUUGAUCUCAAGUCUUUUGAAAGUGAAGUGCAUGCCUUGACAGAAACUCGUCACCGGAACAUAGUUAAACUUUUUGGUUUUUGUUCUAAUACCGAAAGACGAAUCUCAUUCUUGGUGUAUGAGUUCAUAGAGAGGGGAAGCUUGAAACAUGUAUUAUCUGAUGGAGAAAGAGCAGCGGAGUUUGGUUGGAGAAAGAGGAUAAGAUUCAUCAAGGGAACGUCUGAUGCAAUUGCUUACAUGCACCAUGACUGCAUACCGGCCAUAGUUCACAGGGACAUAUCCAGCAACAACAUUUUAUUGGAUUCAGAUUAUGAAGCACGUAUUUCCGACUUUGGUACUGCGAGGAUUUUGAAGCAAGAUUCAUCCAAUUGGACUUCACUUGCUGGAACAUAUGGAUAUGUUUCUCCAGAGCUUGCCUACACAAUGCAGGUAACAGAGAAAUGUGAUGUUUAUAGCUUUGGGGUGAUCAUGUUAGAAGUACUAAUGGGGAGUCAUCCAUCUGAAGUCAUCGCAUUACUCUCUCCUGCUCUCCUUCCACUGUCGUCAUCCUCCUCGACUUCAAGUAAUGCAGGGGAAAACAUAAGGUUGAAAGACAUCUUGGACAAGUGCAUUGAAGCGCCAUCGGAUUUAGCAAAAAAGCAAACAAUGCAUUAUUCGAAGGUAGGAUUUUCAUGCUUACGUGGUGAUCCACGUACCCGGCCAACUAUGCAAGAAGUAUCGGUAUAAUUAUCAUUAUCAGCUCAGAGUAUGCCGUCUAUCGGGAAGCCCUUUGAAACCAUUACAUUGGGUGAACUAGUUAUGGAUUCACGAGAAUGAUGUGUGACCAAAUACUAAUUAUAUAUAGUCUAUCCGAUGGGACCGGUUAUCAUCGGUUUUAUAAUCAGUUAACUAAUCACAAUUAAAAGAACACCCACCUUAUUUU